Messenger RNA from Erinaceus europaeus (western European hedgehog), 1148 nucleotides. It is a transcript of the gene MOB2, whose product is annotated as MOB kinase activator 2. Gene Ontology annotation, biological process: signal transduction; positive regulation of protein phosphorylation. Gene Ontology annotation, molecular function: protein kinase activator activity. Bases 112 to 777 code for a protein of 221 amino acids. Lineage: Eukaryota; Metazoa; Chordata; Mammalia; Eulipotyphla; Erinaceidae. The transcript is spliced from 5 exons. Gene Ontology annotation, cellular component: nucleus; cytoplasm. The record is from RefSeq and is a predicted model, not a curated record.
CGACGCGCGACGCCACUUCCGUCCGCGAGCGUGUGGGAGCGAGCGGCCGAGUGUUUACUUCCGGCCGCCGCGGGCUGAGGGCCGAGCGGGAGGCGGCGGGCCCGCGCAGCCAUGGACUGGCUCAUGGGGAAGUCCAAGGCCAAGCCCAACGGGAAGAAGCCGGCGGCCGAGGAGAAGAAGGUAUACCUGGAGCCCGAGUACACCGAGUCCAGGAUCACCGACUUCCAGUUCAAGGAGCUGGUGGCACUGCCGCGGGAGAUCGACCUCAACGAGUGGCUGGCCAGCAACACCACGACGUUCUUCCACCACGUCAACCUGCAGUACAGCACCAUCUCUGAGUUCUGCACCGGGGAGGCGUGCCAGACCAUGGCCGUGUGUAACACACAGUACUACUGGCACGAUGAGCGGGGCAAGAAGGUCAAGUGCACGGCGCCGCAGUACGUGGACUUCGUGAUGAGCUCCGUGCAGAAGCUGGUGACGGACGAGGACGUGUUCCCCACCAAGUACGGCCGCAACUUCCCCAGCUCCUUCGAGUCCCUGGUGAAGCGCAUCUGCCGCCUGCUGUUCCACGUGCUGGCGCACAUCUACUGGGCCCACUUCAAGGAGACGCUGGCGCUGGAGCUGCACCCGCACCUCAACACGCUCUACGCCCACUUCAUCCUCUUCGCGCGUGAGUUCCACCUGCUGGACCCCAAAGAGACCGCGGUCAUGGACGACCUCACGGAGGUGCUGUGCGGGGGGCCCGCGGGCGCACAGAACCACGUGAAGGAGAGGUGAGCGCCGACGGGCGAGCUCAUGUGCCGCGGCGGCCUGGUGCUCGGGGUCGGCAGGGGGCCCGGAGAGCGGCCGGGAGCUUUGGACUGCGGGCCGCCCGCCCCCGGUGCCCUGGACAUCCAGCGGCAGGGACGCGCUUGCUGGGUUGUCGGGACGCGGCCGGUGGAGACGCUGCCGCCUCUCUGCCCUUCUUGGGCUCUGCUGAACUGCGGCUGGGGGUGAGGCGGGCCGCCCCGGGGCCCGGCUGCUGCCCCCACCCCCGGAACGGGUCCGGACGCUCCAGGUUCAGAUCUGGUGGCCCUGCGUGGUGGAACGCAGGGACAUCGCUUGCUCAGCUCACCUGCUCGGCCGUAAUAAACAGAAUUCUCUCAGGA